ACCGUCUUGCCCUUCCUGUUUCAAGUUUCAAGGUUCAAGAAAGAAAUCAAUCAAGAAAGGAAUGCUACUCUGAUAAUCCGCACACUUCCAUGGCUUCUUUUUCUUCUCCCACUACCACUCCCAACAGCAAAACCCUAACCCUAAACUCCUGCCGCUUUUAUCUCGCGGCUCUCAACUCCCUCUCUUCCCAUACCUCUACACCCAAUUUCUCCCGUUCUUUCCAUUCCAUUCCCUCCACUUUCCGUCCUUCCGAACUCAUCCCAAACACCCGCUUCCUCGUAGGCGCUUUUCGCUUCCCUUCCUCCUCCAAUUUCUCCGCCUCUUUCUUCCUCUCUCACUUCCAUUCCGAUCGCUACGCCGGCCUCUCUGCCUCCUGGUCUAAAGGCAUCAUCUUCUGCUCCCACAUAACCUCCCGCCUCCUCAUAGACGUCUUCCAAGUUUCCUCACGCUUCAUCUUCCCCUUGCCUUUACAACAGCCCGUUGUAAUUGAUGGAUGCGAGACCAUUGUCCAGGAGCAGUCCAGUUCCUGUUCAAGGCUCCCCUGAAAAAACGGGGGUUUUGAAAGGUAUGUCCAUACCGGUGAUUUUAGGUUUUCCGAGUCCAUGAAAUUGGAUACUUGUUUGAGCGGCUUUUUUGGGUGUGACGCGAUUUUCUUGGAUACCAUUUUUUGCAAUCCCAAGUUUGUAUUUCCUUUGCAACAAGAGUUGGUUGACUAUGUGGUUAGCGUCAUAGAUAGGGUUGGAGGAUAGUUUAGUGCGAUAAGGAAGAGAGUUCUGUUUCUUGUUGCUACUUAUGUUGUCGGGAAAGAAAAGAUUUUGACCGAGGUUGCAAGGACAUGUAAAAGAAAGAUUCAUGUGGAUGCAAGAAAAAUGGCAGUUUUGCGCGUUUUAGGAUACGGGGAGAGUGAGAUUUUUACAAAAGAUGAGAGGGAGAGUGAUGUUCAUGUUGUUGGGUGGAAUGUGUUGGGCGAGACUUGGCCCUAUUUUAGACCGAAUUUUGUGAGAAUGAAGGAUAUUAUGGUUGAGAAAGGCUAUGAAAAGGUUGUUGGUUUUGUGCCAACUGGGUGGACUUAUGAAGUGAAGCGCAAUAAGUUUGCAGUCAGGUGCAAGGAUUCUUAUGAGAUUCAUCUUGUACCAUAUAGUGAGCAUUCGAAUUAUGAUGAACUAAGAGAGUAUGUGAAAUAUUUGAAACCAAAGAGGGCGAUCCCUACUGUUGGUAUGGAUGCUGAGAAUAUUGACAGCAAGCAUGCGAUUAAAAUGCGAAAACAUUUUGUUGUGCUGGUCGAUGAAAUGACUAAUAAGAAAGACUUCUUAAUGGGUUUCUAUCUCAGAUCAUGUGAACAUGGUGAAAAGGCUGAAAUGAAUGCUAGCAUUGGCCUGAAUGAGCCAGACCAAGAGAAGGGGAACUCAUCUGAAGCACCAACCAUUGAGAAGAAUGAUCCUGGUGAUACUUUGGAUGAUACAAUUUUAUCAGUGGAACCUUCUUUAAGAGUUUCUACUUUACAAGUAAAUGAUGAGGAAACCGAAAAAAUCAUUGGGGAACUUCGUGAUUGUUUGCCCACGUGGCUCACCCAAGAGCAGAUACUUGAUUUAAUUAGGAAGUCGGGAAGAAAUAUUGUUGUUGUCUCAAAUUUUUAUGAACAAGUAACUGAGUUUUAUCAGCAAGUCUUUGCUUGUACAACUUCUGGUUCUGCAUCACAAACCAGUUUGCUAAAUGAUACUGUGCCGCUUUCAAAACAAGCUUUUGUUGAGAAUAGUCCUCAUAAAAGUGUAGGCAUUCAUCUAAGUCAAGUAUGCAAGUCCUCUAACAUUAAAACUUCCGUGAAAAGCAGCAUUUCACCUGGAAAAGAAAGAAUAUUGUUGACAAUAAGCCAAACAAAAAAAUAAAAUCUAAUACUAAACUGGAAUCUUCGGGGUCUAAGCAAUCUAUGAUAACCAGGUUCUUCAGUAAACGAUUGCCUAAUGAAUUUCACUUGGAUGAGGUUGGCUCUAAGACUAAGGAAUGCAUUACAGAUGAGUAUCUGGUCCCAAAUGAUACUACGGUACAAUACAAA
Carica papaya (papaya) is the source of this 2053-nucleotide messenger RNA. The record is from RefSeq and is a predicted model, not a curated record. Lineage: Eukaryota; Viridiplantae; Streptophyta; Magnoliopsida; Brassicales; Caricaceae.